Molecule: messenger RNA, 2020 nt
Organism: Meira miltonrushii
Lineage: Eukaryota; Fungi; Basidiomycota; Exobasidiomycetes; Exobasidiales; Brachybasidiaceae
Product: 2-methylcitrate dehydratase
Exons: 1
Coding region: 455-1927 (490 amino acids)
Cellular component (GO): mitochondrion
Molecular function (GO): 2 iron, 2 sulfur cluster binding; 2-methylcitrate dehydratase activity
Source: RefSeq, a predicted model, not a curated record
CCCCAACUUAGAAAUGAAUCUCUCUCUCCACAGCCUGCAUGCAAGUAACACUCAUUUAAUGCCAACAAGAAGAAGAAAUGUCCCGGUGAAAGAUGCGAGAAGUUAUGUUUGGCACUUUUUGGCAUGUGAGAGAGACAAUCUUCUUAUUUGAACCAAACCCCCUUCUUGAUCAGAUCGUGACUUCCAACAGAACCAUCAUCUGAUCCUCCCCCUUCUUUAUCCUCAUCAAUAGUAUAGGAUGGUGGCUAGCUUGACCGCUGUUCGUGCAUCUGCUCUUUCAUCUAGCUUGAGAAGCACUUCUUCUUCUUCUUCCGUUCGUGCAUUUUCAUCUUUCAACGUUGCAAAAACUGUUCAACGUUCAUUAAAACCUUCAGGAAUUGCAUCAACGCAAUCCGCUCGUUCUCUCAUCAACAAUAACACUCAACUUCGUACAUUUUCCGUUUCAGCUCGCGCAAUGGGUGGUGGCAGUGGUGAAUCAAACGAACGUCCUCCUUACGAUCAAGUAUUGCAAGAUAUUGCCGAUUACGUUCACGAUUAUGAAAUCAAAUCAGACACUGCUUUCAACACUGCAAGAUUGUGUCUUUUAGACUCAAUCGGUUGUGGUAUGGAAGCUUUGCGUUUCCCUGGCGCUCGUGCUGCUUUGGGUCCAGUCGUUCCUGGAACUGUUGUUCCAAAUGGUGCUAAAGUGUUUGGUACACCUUAUCAACUUGACCCAAUCCGUGCUGCAUUCAACAACGGUGCUUUGAUCCGUUGGUUGGAUUUCAAUGAUACUUGGUUGGCUGCCGAAUGGGGUCACCCUUCCGAUAACUUGGGUUCCAUCUUGGCCGUUGCUGAUUGGUUGUCCCGUACAAAUGCUGCUGAAGGAAAGAAGGCUUUGACUGUUCAAGAUGUCUUGGAAGCUUCUAUCAAAGCACACGAAAUUCAAGGUAUCAUCGCUAUCCAAAACAGUUUCAACCGUGUUGGUUUGGAUCACGUCGUUUUGGUCAAGGUUGCCAGUGCUGCCGUUGUUUCCAAGAUGAUCGGUAACACUCGCGAUCAAACUGUUGACGUUAUCUCUCAAGCUUUCGUUGAUGGUCAAUCUUUGCGUACAUACCGUCAUGCUCCUAACGCUGGUUCCCGUAAAUCGUGGGCUGCCGGUGAUGCUUGCUCUCGUGCAGUCAACUUGGCUCUUUUGGUUCAAAAGGGUGAAAUGGGUUACCCAAGUGUUCUGACUGCAAAGACAUGGGGUUUCUAUGAUGUCUUGUUCAAGGGCAAGCCAUUCGAAUUCGACCGUAAAUACGGCAGUUACGUUAUGGAGAACGUCUUGUUCAAAUUGGUCCCAGCUGAAUUCCACUCUCAAACUGCCGUUGAAUCUGCUGUGAUCCUACACAAACAAAUGAAGGAAGCCGGAAAGUCAACAGAUGACAUCAAGAAGAUCGUCUUGAAGACACAAGAAGCAGCUAUCCGUAUUAUCUGCAAGCGUGGUCCAUUGACAAACUACGCUGCUCGUGAUCACGAAAUCGGUUACAUGGUUGCCGUUCCAUUGAUCCACGGUAAAUUGGAACCACAAAUGUACAACGAUGAAUUCGCCGCUGAUCCAAGAAUCGACGCCUUGCGUGAUAUCACCGAAUACGUUGAAGAACCACGUUACACCAAGGAAUACUUGGAAGCCGAUAAACGUGCAAUCGGUAACACUGUCAGAAUCGAAUUCAACGAUGGUACAUCCCUCGAACAUGGAAUGGAUUACCCAGUCGGACAUGCCCGUCGUCGUGAAGAGGCAAUCCCAUUAAUUCAAGCCAAAUUGGCCAAACAUUUGGACCCUCACUUUGACGAUGCCAAGAAACAACAAUUGCUCGAAUUGACCACAGACCAUGCCAAAUUGACCUCAAUGCCCGUUCAUGAAUUCAUUGACUUGUGGGUCAAGGACAAGGCUGAACCUGAAAAAUAAAUAUUACUAGAUCCCACUUUUGAGAGAUGAUUUUCAUGCUUAAUACUAUUCUAUUUCCGUUGAGAAGAGGUGUGCAUGUGUGUGUGAUAUACA